UCGCCGCCGGCCGCCGCUUUGCGCGAGUUCGUCGUCGUCGUCGACCAGCCGGUGUCAGCGGCGGCGGCGGUCCGCUCGCCCCUACCCGGGGAGUCUCUCCGAGGUUCCGCAGGCCAUGAUGGCGUCGUCGGAGCGGCAGCCCAGUGCGUCCGUGCAGGGGGAGAUCCCCCGGGACGCGCUGUUCGAGGUGCCGGUGCGGCUCCCGGCCAAGGACCUCUGCCGCCUCCGUGCCGUCUGCCGCUCGUGGCAAACCCUAACCUCCGACCCGCUCUUCGCCGCGGCGCACAAGGGCCGCCACCACAGGGACCCGCUCCUCGCCGUCGACUACCGGGACUGCAACAAUGGCCACGGCGUCGCUAUUGUGGAUUUGUCGGGCAAGGUCCUUAAGCGGAUUCCAAGCAGUGAGGUUGACAUUGUUGUGAAGAACAAGUCCGGCGAAGUCCUUGUAAUGAUCCCAAGUACAGAUGAUUCUAUCAUUGUGCUGUGCACCUGUCUCGACGUCGUCUGCUUCACCAGAAAGUUCCACCCCAUGACCCUCUGGGCGCUUAACCCGGCCACCGGGGUUACCCUCGAAUUGCCGAAGAGCCACUCAGAUAAAAUUGCGGCUAAGAAACGGGGGUUCUGCUAUGGCAAAGUAGAGUCUUAUGCUUUUGGGAAAAUAUCUUCCAUGGGAGUGUACAAGGCGCUCCACAUCGUCAAAUUUCUCCUACCUGAUAUGCAGCUGUUUGAGGUUAUCACCGUUGAUGGCACCAACCAAGGCAUGUGGAGGACAAUACAAGGCCCUCCAGCACUCAUCUGUUCUCGUGAAGAGAUGAAUCCUGUGGUCAUUGAUGGGGUGGUAUAUUUAUUGAUGGAUUUUCAUGCAUCUUAUGUGCAAACCGGGGCGAUGACUGUUGAGCCAGGCAGUGUAGUUCUAUUCAACUUUGAGACGGAGAAGUGGAUGGGGACACUCCGGGGUCCGGAAGGGGUGCGGAGGUAUGUUCAGGACAGCGGAGACAUUGGCCUUAAGAUGCAGUUGUCGUUAAUUGAUUCAAAUGGCUGCUUAGUUGUAGUUCAUAAUAUUCAUCUUAUCUGCAUGGACUUCUGGUUUCUGACAGAUUCUGAGGAAGGCCUCUGGGUUAAAAAGUUUAGCUUGCCUUCUUUGUUUGCCAGACCUUCUGUAUAUCCUUUGGUGGUAUUAGAUGAUGGAAGGGUCAUUUUUAGGCAUGGUGAAAAUGGUACAAUAGGAUCUGUAGUAAGUUAUGAUUCAAGAACUGGCAGUCAUGGUACUGUUUUUCAGCUUAGCCGUUCAAGUUCCAGACACUUUGCUACGUACACAGGAAAUCUACUGAGUUCAUCAAGUCGUUGUUACUGAUUAGGUCCCUUUUGAAGUGGGUAACAGAUUAUUGAUGAAUUGAUCUGAUGCUCCUGGCCAGGACGUUUUGGAUUCUUAAGGAGAAAGUAUAUUUGAGAGAAUGUUGAUGGUAUUUGUAGACAACUGGAUAAUGAUGCGCUCAUUUGUUGGUCUUUGUUGCAUCUUCAUCUCAAGUGCACGAAGGAAGCUUAAAAGUUAUCUCUGAAAACUAAGGCCUACCAACUGAAGGAAGGUUGAAGGACACUCGCUUGAAGCUCUUUCUGUUAUAUCUUGCAUCCAAUCAAAAGUGCAAGUACACUGAACCGACUUAUAACGGUUCUGAUAUUAGUAGUUCGAAAAACCAUUUGAUUUAGCACUAUGAAUCAAAUAGCUUAUCUGGAGCUUAAUGCACUAUGAACGUCAGUAACGGACAUCAAUUAGACGAUAAAAUAAUUAUGUUCAUCUUUGUGACUUUCUUGUUCACUCGUUACCCCUUGUAGAUCACUUGGGGUUUAUGAGGGCACAACAAAUUCCUGAUGAAUUGGAUGCUCCUGGCCAUGCCAUGUUGGAUUCUCAAGGAGAAAAGAUAUUUGACAAAAAAAAGGGCAUUUCUGACAAGGGAUGAUGAUGAUGUCUUUAUUUGUGCGCGUCUUUGUUGCAUCUUCAAUUAGGUCUUGUUUAG
Molecule: messenger RNA, 2015 nt
Organism: Oryza brachyantha (malo sina)
Lineage: Eukaryota; Viridiplantae; Streptophyta; Magnoliopsida; Poales; Poaceae
Product: F-box protein At1g53790-like
Exons: 3
Coding region: 116-1354 (412 amino acids)
Molecular function (GO): protein binding
Source: RefSeq, a predicted model, not a curated record